Messenger RNA from Ictalurus punctatus (channel catfish), 2073 nucleotides. RefSeq names its product DCN1, defective in cullin neddylation 1, domain containing 2a (gene dcun1d2a). Gene Ontology annotation, cellular component: ubiquitin ligase complex. Lineage: Eukaryota; Metazoa; Chordata; Actinopteri; Siluriformes; Ictaluridae. The transcript is spliced from 7 exons. The record is from RefSeq and is a predicted model, not a curated record. Gene Ontology annotation, biological process: positive regulation of ubiquitin-protein transferase activity; protein neddylation. The coding region runs from base 516 to 1250 and encodes 244 amino acids. Gene Ontology annotation, molecular function: ubiquitin conjugating enzyme binding; cullin family protein binding; ubiquitin-like protein binding.
UGUAGUGCUAUUUCCGUAGACCUCAAACAGACCAGCUUUACCAGGACACUGAAUAACGCUGUUAACUGUUCUACAGCAUAUAACUCUCUCUUUUGCUUUGUUGAUGCAUGUGUACACCUGAACAGCCAGGUUGUCGUUUAUAUCCCUGUCUCCUGUAAUGUGAAAAUAGUCUUAACUGAACUAAAAGCUGCAGUUAAAUCUCUAAUAUAUAAUAUACGGACAGCAGAACAGGGUUUGUUUUUUGCUGUUGGUGCCCCGGGCUUAGCAGGGGUCUGUCAGCUCAUAUUACCACCACUUGCUGCUUUAGCAAGUGGCCUGUCACACUUCAGUCUAUGUCUUCUGAUGUGAAACUUAACAAAUGUCUGUUUUAACAUGUGCGUUUUGAUAAUAACCCUGGUGUCUCGUUAACACUAGUUCCUAUUUAUGUCUUUCAUACGUCUCCUAACUGUCCUGCCGCUCUUGAGUUUCUUGAUCAUAAGCUGAAAUCUUCACAGAAGGACAAAGUACGACAGUUCAUGUCCUUCACACAAGCAGGGGAGAAGACAGCUGUGUACUGUCUCACUCAGAAUGACUGGAAACUAGAGGUGGCCACUGACAACUACUUCCAAAACCCGGAUCUGUACUUCAAGGAAUCCAUGAAAACCUCAGUAGACCGGAAGAAGCUGGAGCAACUCUACAACAGAUACAAAGAUCCUCAGGAUGAGAAUAAGAUCGGGAUUGACGGAAUCCAACAGUUUUGCGAUGACCUCAACCUGGAUCCGGCCAGCAUAAGCGUUCUGGUAGUAGCAUGGAAGUUCCGGGCAGCAACGCAAUGCGAAUUCAGCAAAAAGGAGUUCCUUGAUGGCAUGACAGAACUAGGAUGUGACAGUCCAGAGAAACUCCGCACUCUGCUUCCCCGAUUGGAACAGGAACUGAAAGACAGUGGAAAGUUUAAGGACUUCUACCAGUUUACAUUUAAUUUUGCAAAGAAUCCUGGGCAAAAAGGUUUAGAUUUGGAAAUGGCAGUCGCUUACUGGAACCUAGUUCUGACAGGCCGUUUCAAAUUUCUUGACCUCUGGAAUAAAUUUUUAUUGGAACACCAUAAGCGAUCUAUUCCCAGGGAUACCUGGAACUUGCUUCUGGAUUUUGGCAACAUGAUUGCAGAUGACAUGUCAAACUAUGAUGAGGAAGGAGCAUGGCCAGUCCUAAUAGAUGACUUUGUGGAAUUUGCUCGGCCGAUCGUGACUGGAUCAAAGCGCAAAAGUGUAUAAAUCUGUUGAUGGUGGCAGUUUGACACAAUGGGCCUGUGCUGCCUCACUGACUUCAGCUUUUUUUAAAUAUAAAAAAAAGACUUGUAUGAAACACAUACAAAAAGGAAAACAUGGAGAAACACUUGAAACUGGUGGGCUUGAUGAAGAGAAAUGGGGAUAGAAGGGACUCAAACCUUCAAGCAAUACAAAGAAGAAAAAAAGCAGGUGAAGGUGGGAUACUCAAGAUUUCUUUUAGAGCUGUCACGUGCACAAUGUCAGCUGCUGCUGCUGGCAAACUAAUCCUGUCCAGAGACCCAGAGGGAUUCUGGAGGAUCUCUGCAAAUCCAGUACCUCAUCCUCAUUGCAGACAAUUAUACAUUUGCACACCUCCCCAUUCACAUACACAAAUCAUAGAAAACUAGAAGAGUAGGAGACGAAAUGUGGUUCAAGUGCCCUUUUUCCAGCAUGCAUACCUCCACGAUGGGUAGAUCAGAUGCACUUUUAAAACCAGAGCCCCAUGGACAGAGCAACAUGCAGCUCAUGCCACCAGCACACUUGUUGCUGUUGUAAAAUACUAUAGCGGUAUGUACAGAAAUAAAUAUUAUAAAUAAACAAUAUUUUAUAAAGUAUAAAAGAACCAUUUAUUAAUAUGUGUGGAGGAUAAAUUGUGCAAAAGAUCUAAUGAACUCUUCGAUGCAUCAGUAACAUGAUUUCAUUUUUCAACCACAUAUUACACUAAUGUCUGCAGUCUUGCAGAAUCUGUUGUGACAAGAAUGCCAUUCAUGUUUCUCAAUUUUGUUUACCAGAUGCCAGGAUUAUGUUAUGAAAUAAAUUAUUGCCUCUA